CCUCACACAGGCCGAGGCGACGCCUGGCUGGGUCACUGUAGCGGAAGCUGGCUAUUCUGCUAUGGCCGCGGGGAGCGCCCCGGGGUGGGCCGUGGGGGCCCUCGGAGUGGUCUGCCUGUUGCUUCGGUUGGAUUUCAUUAGCUGUGAUUCCCAAGUAAUAUAUGGAGCUGUGAACAAGAGUGUAACUUUAUACGCAUCAAGUUUUAAACCCUUUAAGGAGAUUGUGUGGAAAAGAGGAAAGGAUAAAGUUGUAGAAUGGGAUGACCAAUCUGAAGUCAGAGCUUUUCUAUCUUUUAAAGAUAGAGUUCACUUAGACACUGUGUCGGGUAACCUCACAAUCUACAAGUUAACACGAUCGGACGAAGAUGAGUAUGGACUUGAAUCCCCAAGUGUUAGAAAUAACAGCAAGUUCACCCUCAAAGUGAUCGAGUCUCUUCCAUCACCAGCACUAUCUUGCACAUUGACUGAUGGGAACAUUACACUCCAGUGCAUGAUCCUGGAAGCUUACGACACCCAUCUAGAACUCAUACAGUACUCCUGGGACUGUCCUUCAACAAUACAGUGUCAGAGUGGCUCAAAACCAUCUGAAGCAUAUGUGACGAAGGAAGGUGAUCUUUCACAGGAAAUUCAGUGUAUCAUUAGCAAUCCAUUAUUCAGAAGGACAACAUCAAUCAUUUUGUCAGCCUGUGUCCCAAGUGACAAUACAAGGCACAGGUUUGUGCUUUUCGCCAUACUGCCAGCACUAAUAUGUGUUUUGCUGUUUUUUAAAUGUUUUCUGGGACGCCCAUAGCAGAUAAACACAGAGAACUAGGGGACACGGUUUCAAGCCCUGGUCCAGGAAGAUCUCACAUGCUGUGGAGUGAGUAAGCCCGCGAGCCACAACUACUGAAGCCCUUGUGCCUAGAGCCUGUGCUCUGCAACAAGAGAAGCCACCACAAUGAGAAGCCCAUGCACCGCAACGAAGAGUAGCCCCCGCUGCUGCAACUAGAGAAAGCCUGCACACACCAACAAAGACCCAA
Molecule: messenger RNA, 1019 nt
Organism: Kogia breviceps (pygmy sperm whale)
Lineage: Eukaryota; Metazoa; Chordata; Mammalia; Artiodactyla; Physeteridae
Source: RefSeq, a predicted model, not a curated record